AUGCAUCUAAGAAAGUGGGCGACGAACGACAGUGAGCUACAGGUAUCGUUCAGGACUAAAAACAAAGACAACAGUCAGAUGAAAAAGGUCUUGGGCAUUGUUUGGAACACGACAAAUGACGUCUUGUCACCUCCAAUGGACUCAUUGGACCAGUUCCUGACAAAGAAAAGAGACACGAAGAGAUGUUUACUUCAAGUUAGUGCACGAAUAUACGACCCCCUCGGCAUUCUCUCGCCCUACACAGUCAAGGCAAAAAUACUGAGUCAACGAGCGUGGGAAUUGGGCAUCGGAUGGGACGACGAGCUACCCGAACACAUCGGUAAAGAGUGGCAACAGUGGUGCAAGGGAAUUCCAUUUCUACCAAAGAUCACUGUGCCAAGGGCAAUCACAGACGAUGACUCAGUUGUGUCCCGAAGUAUUCAUUGCUUCUGCGAUGCGAGCCAGCAAGCGUACGGUGCAGUGCUGCAUCUGCGCACAGUGUACGAAGAUGGAAGCAUAAAUGUCGUUAUCGUGGCUGCUAAAUCGAGGGUAGCCCCACUAAAGCGAGUUUCACUCCCAAGACUUGAACUUUUGGGUGCUCUUGUGGGUGCUAGGCUUACUAACUACGUGACAGCAACUUUGAACUACGAGGGCCUCACCGUGCGGUAUUGGACCGAUUCGACCGUGGUUCUUCACUGGGUAAAAGGAAGCGCUAGUAGAUGGAAACCCUUUGUUGCCAACCGCGUCACCGACAUUCAAAGUAUAUGCAACCCUUCAGACUGGCAUCACUGUCCAGGUGAAUCUAAUCCAGCUGAUCUGCUGACAAGAGGAGUGCUGCCCGACAUGCUCAUGAAAGAUGACUUCUGGUGGAAGGGACCUGAGUGGCUCAACAAUGAAGAGGCCUUCUGGCCGAAAUUCGAAGUUGACACCUUGGAGCUUCCUGAAACAACAUCGCGAGAGGAAAGAAAAAACGCAACAGCGAUGAUGGCGACGGAUGUCGAUGUUAGCACGCCACUCCUCACUCUUGAGAACCACAGUUCUCUUCUGACUGUGCUUCGAAUCACCGCGUGGAUCAAGCGUUUUAUUCACAACUGUCGACAGAAAGAUGCUAGGAUCUCUGGCCCGCUCAAUGCGGCCGAAAUCCAAAGUUCGCUGAGACAAUGGAUCCGCCAGGUGCAGAGGGAAAGCUUUCCAGGAGAACUGGAGAUACUAUCAUCCGGCAAAAACACUGUCGGCGAAACGUCUCCACUACGAACCCUGUCGCCCUACGUGGACGAGGAUCAAAUAAUGCGCUUGCGAGGAAGGCUGCAACAGCGCGAUGCAGAGACAGCAGUUAAGCAUCCCAUAAUUCUUCCCAAGGAUCACGACUUCACUUCGAAACUCAUCAUGCAAGAGCAUUUGCGACUUCUGCAUGGAGGUGUUAGAGACACCUUAGUGCAGCUCCAGGUAGAAGCCAUGGUGAACUCUAGGCCCAUCUCCUUCGUCUACUCGGACAGCAACGAACCCGGUCCCUUGUCACCGGCACACUUCCUAGUCGGUAAGCGUAUAACCCGACUGCCUGACCAGGCUACUGUUACCUCGGGGCCCGGCCAGCUGCAGCUAUCGAAGAUGCUGCGUUACCGAGAGGCUCUCCUGCGGCGCCUGUGGAAGCGGUGGGUACACGAGUACCUCCUGGAACUGCGUACCGCACAUGAGCGCGCACUGCGACCUCAACGGCACCGCAAGUAA
Ornithodoros turicata is the source of this 1707-nucleotide messenger RNA. RefSeq lists its product as uncharacterized. The record is from RefSeq and is a predicted model, not a curated record. Lineage: Eukaryota; Metazoa; Arthropoda; Arachnida; Ixodida; Argasidae. The transcript is spliced from 2 exons. Bases 1 to 1707 code for a protein of 568 amino acids.